This is a messenger RNA of Eimeria acervulina, 498 nucleotides long. RefSeq lists its product as hypothetical. Lineage: Eukaryota; Apicomplexa; Conoidasida; Eucoccidiorida; Eimeriidae. The record is from RefSeq and is a predicted model, not a curated record. The coding region runs from base 1 to 498 and encodes 165 amino acids. The transcript has 5 exons.
AUGAGGCUGUACAAUGCAGAGUCGCGUGGCCCACAACAUGUUCAUCAAGCAGUCCUGAACGACUACAUUGACCAACUGUUGUCUAAGGGUGCAAAGGCCGUUGCCGAUGCCCUCAAAGAUCUGGCGCGAGACUCAGAGCGCACCGCUGCUCUGCUGCACCAAAAGACGAUGGAUGCCGAGCGGAAGAGUGAUAAGGCCGUGAAGCUUGAGCAGGAGUUACAGAAUAAGGACUUCGAAGCUGAGCAACUCCGCCGAGAGCUGGAGGAUGAGCGAGAGCAGCAGACACUUCAAGAGGAACGCCAUAAACAGGAGACAAAGGAACUGCGUCGUGAAUUAGCAGAACAGCGCGAAACCAACCAGCGGCUGAGUGCCCUCUACCACUCACGAGUAAUGGACGAAGAUGAUGGAUACCGCUUUGGCGUGCGCCGCAGCAAGCACAGCGCAGUUGGCUUAAACGACCAGCCUCGUUGCUUUGGAAACAAGUGCACAAUCAUGUAA